AUGUCUACUCAUCAAGCUUCCCCACACAUACCCAACACCCCAUCCAGCUUCUGGAAGGCCACCACACCCAAACUCCAGAUCACCAGUGAUGACAAGGAGGCUGACAUCUGGGCCAAGAUGGCUGAUCACAAGUGGCGCAAGGUGUUGAGGGAAGAGGCUGCCCAGCUGGAGGCAGAGAGGCUCAAGAGGGAGUGGGUGGAAGCCAAAAAGUGGGAACAGGAGUGGUUAGAGGCCAAAAGGCAAGAGCAGGGGUGUCUGGAGGCCAAGUGCCAAGAACGAGAGGCCCAGGCACAGCCAAAAACAGGGGAGCUGAAGGGCAAGGCACAGGAGAAGGGCACUGGUUCCUGUGAACAGUGUGAAAAGGGUCAGGUGCCAUGCACCUUUAGUUGCAUGCAACAGAGCAAGUGCAAGAAGAGGACAUGUGACUGGUGCACUGAGAUGAAGGUCAGGUGUGAGCUGCCUGAGGGGGUAGAGCCCAAGGUUGAGGAGGUUGGGGCAAGAUCUGGGAAGAUGCAAGUGCUGGAGGAUGUGACAUCACCAAGGGCCAGGGAGAAGAAGAAGGUCACUUGCACCAGGUCUGGUGUGCCCAGUGAGUUGGAGGCCAGCCCCUUGGGAGUAGGUGUGGCUGCUGCCACUCCCACUGACCCUUUGGUUGCAGCAGUUGCCAAAGGGUUUGAGCUGAUCACAGUGGCUAUGGACCAUCAGAUCUUGGAGAUGCGAGCUGGGAGGGAGACCCAAUGCCAAUUCAACAGUCAGCUGGGGGAUUUACUGGGUGAGUUCAAAUUCAUCCUUCACUUGACCUCCCUGGCAUCCAAGUGCAGCAAGGAGUUGCACUUGGAUGUGGUGGACCUGGAGCUUGAGAGUCUCUGGUCAGACUGA
Pisolithus orientalis is the source of this 879-nucleotide messenger RNA. RefSeq lists its product as uncharacterized. Bases 1 to 879 code for a protein of 292 amino acids. The transcript has 2 exons. The record is from RefSeq and is a predicted model, not a curated record. NCBI's taxonomy places the organism in Eukaryota, Fungi, Basidiomycota, Agaricomycetes, Boletales, Pisolithaceae.